Halichondria panicea is the source of this 2329-nucleotide messenger RNA. Its product is annotated as NHL repeat-containing protein 2-like. Gene Ontology annotation, molecular function: protein binding. The transcript has 10 exons. The coding region runs from base 32 to 2170 and encodes 712 amino acids. Lineage: Eukaryota; Metazoa; Porifera; Demospongiae; Suberitida; Halichondriidae. The record is from RefSeq and is a predicted model, not a curated record.
CUAGCUAAAAUAAUAAGCUAUUACAUCGGCUAUGUCUACUCUGAUUCCCCCAUUAGAGCAUAAAUCAGUGAAGGCUAAGCUCUCAUCAUUGAGAUUCUCUAUCGAACAAACAGAAGUUCUCCGUGAGAAGCAGUCAGCUAUCACCACUCAUCUUCAAGCCACUGAGAAUGAUCCCCUCUUCCAAUUGGACCCUGAAUUCCCAUCAUCUUUGGACUGGUUCAACUCAAAACCUCUGUCUUUUUCGAAGGAGCUAGCUGGGAAGAUUGUGGUGUUGGAUUUCUUCACCUACUGUUGUAUCAAUUGUGUGCAUAUUCUCCCCGAUUUGGAGAGAUUGGAACGUAUCUAUUCUCCGUCCGAUGGUGUGGUUAUCGUCGGUGUACACUCGGCCAAGUUUGGUAAUGAGAAGGUGUCGGACAACAUUCAAAAUGCCAUUGAGAGGUAUGGUAUCAAACAUCCAGUUGUGAAUGAUGUCAACAUUGAACUCUGGGAGAGGCUAGGAAUAACUUGCUGGCCCACUCUGGUAAUUAUCGGUCCUAAUCGACAACUACUGCAUUACAUCAUUGGAGAGGGGCAUGCCGACGAGUUCCACAUCGUCAUGGAUACAGUCGUUGCGUACUACAAGGACAGGUUGAACCUCGAUGACAUUCCGCUGGGGAUGGGGGUAACAAAGAUGGAGGCUCCCUCCUCGCUCGGUUUAAAGUACCCGGGAAAAGUUUGCUUAAGUGAGGAGAGAGGUGUCUUAUUCAUUUCAGACUCCAGCAACCAUCACAUCUUAUCUGUGGAGAAGACAAGUGGAAGUGUUGCUGGUAUCUACGGUAGUGGUGUGGCAGGUCUAAAGGACGGGGGUAAGGGAGAGUGUCAGUUCAACUCCCCUCAGGGAAUACUCUGUCACCAGGGAGCACUCUAUGUGGCCGAUACCAACAACCAUGCCAUUAGGAAGAUUGACUUGGCUGCUGAUACUGUUACCACAAUAGCCGGAACUGGUUGCCAAGGCAGCGACAAGGAGGGAGGGGCAGUGGGCACGGCUCAGGAAAUAUCUUCUCCGUGGGACCUUGAACUAGGGACAUCCCCUAACUCUGACCACCCUAAUCUGCUGUUCAUUGCUAUGGCAGGCUCUCACCAAAUUUGGAUACACUUCUUGGAAGAUGCAGACUGGACUAAAGGAAGGCACUACUCUGCCGGGACCACACUCCGUUUCUCCGGCUCAGGGGAUGAGGCAAACAAGAACAACUCGUAUCCUCACAAAGCGGCCUUUGCUCAACCCUCUGGACUCACACUGGGUGGAGGGGGUAACCUGUACAUUGCCGACAGUGAGAGCUCUACUGUGCGCUGCGUAGGUGUUCCAGAGGGCGGGACUAAGGCCUUGGUUGGAGGAGCUAUUGACCCUACGGAUUUGUUUGCCUAUGGUGACAAGGACGGAAAGGGUCGAGAUGCUCGACUACAGCACCCACUGGGAGUGGUCUGGAAUCAACAGGACAGUAGACUCUAUGUGGCUGACUCAUACAACCACAAGAUCAAGGUGAUUGACCCCGCUACAAAAUACUGCACCACUCUGGCAGGCACUGGGACAGCUGGUCUCGUCAACGGAGCUACUUCGCAUGCUCAGUUCUCAGAGCCGGGUGGAUUGUGUCUUGGGCCAGAGGGAAAGUCCCUAUUGGUAGCCGACACCAACAAUCAUGUGAUACGAGUGGUAGAUCUGGACACCAAACAAGUGACUCAGAUGGAUCUGCACUUCCCGGCAGCACCUGUCAAGCGGUUGACUGGGAGAAGAGCCGUCAAUGUGAACUAUGAUCCAAUUUCUGUUCCUAAAAGAGGCUUGGUUACCAUAGUUAUACAAUUCCGCCCACCCCCCACUUGUCAUUGGACGGAGGACGCACCCAGUGCCUGGCAAAUUCUAACAGAUCAACCGAGUGUGUACAGCCUUGUCCCUGAUCAAGCUACCACUGGCAGUGUUAGUGCUGGAGCAGUGAUCAAAAUGACCACCCAGUUUGAUGCCCCAGACAGCCCAGCAGACAUUGAUUUUCAGGUUGAGGCAGCUUGCUACUACUGUGAGGAGUCUGGUGUUUGUCACAUGACUGGAGCCGUCCUGACAAUCCCGCUAGUCCCUGAUGAGUCAUGUGACACUGCAGAGGUGAAUACGUCCAUAACCUACCAGCCCACAUUAUCAUGACUUUGAACAAUACUAAAUCAAAUGCUCUAGUUCGUGUUAUUUUACAGUAAUUUGGCAGUUUUAAGUAUUUCAAUCAAGUUUUCACAUGCAUGCUUACGACUGAUUUGUAUUUACUAACAUUUUGGUUUUAAUACAAUAAAGUUUUUGUGAAUUUCACAA